This is a messenger RNA of Triplophysa dalaica, 1566 nucleotides long. RefSeq lists its product as uncharacterized. The transcript is spliced from 5 exons. Lineage: Eukaryota; Metazoa; Chordata; Actinopteri; Cypriniformes; Nemacheilidae. Bases 64 to 753 code for a protein of 229 amino acids. The record is from RefSeq and is a predicted model, not a curated record.
CACAGACAACAUUCAGCAUCAAGAAGAUCAACAGAGCUGCUGUGAAGCUGAACUCAAGUCACAAUGAACAUCCUCCUCAUCUUCACUUUCUUCAUCAUCUCAGGUGCUGUAAGAUGCAUCGAUGUGAUUGGAUAUCCUGGAGGAAGUGUUCUUGUGAAUUCACGUAAUUCUUGGUGCAAAGGCUGUUUUAAAUACAUGACUAAACUAAACCCGCAGAGAAACAUAAUAAACUAUAAGAAACACGAGCAAUCCGUAAAUGUGGGACGAUUCACCUUGUAUUCCAAUAAACAUGACCAUCUAAUGAUCUUCAUCAGAGAUGUGAACACACAUGAUUCUGGAACAUACCGGAUUGGUGUUGAAAGUAAAUGGUCUUUUGAUAUGAAUCUGAAAGUGAAAGACGAUUCAUGUUGUGGGACGUCACAGAGAGUGAUGGUCAAUACUGGACAAACUUCAAACUUCACCUGUCAAUAUUCACAAGAUUAUAAGACUGAUGACAAGAUCAUAUUUAAAGAAGGAAAAGACGCCCUUGAGACGAUCUACAGCUCAUGGCAUAAAGAUGAGAGAUUCAGUAUUUCUGAUGAUAGAGAUAAAAAUGUCUUCAGUGUGAGAAUAACUGAUGUGAGAUCAGAAGAUGCAGGAGUUCAUUUAUGUGGAGUUUAUCUAAACAAAAUCUCCUACAGUAACUCCAUUCUUACUGCUGUUCAUCUUCACAUUAUGAGGUUUGAAGACGCUCAUUACUUUUGUGUUAAAUAGAAAACCCCUCAAGUUCACAAGAAACAGAGAGAAAACAGAAUGUCAUCCUGUGCGGACAGCAGACGUCAUUCUCUCUCAGAUCUUGUAUCAGCUUCACUUUACUCCAGUGUACAAUUACCCACAAUCCCCUCCUCUGAUGAUGUUCUGUACGCUGCUGUCAGGUUCAACAAGCAUGGAGAUUCUUUCUUUGAUGUUUCAGUCCCCUUCAGUAAGGACGAGAUUGUUACAGGUGAUGCCAUUUUCAGUAGAAAAAGACUUGAUGAACUGUUAUUGAGAGAUCAUCAUUUUUACCAACAUAACCAACAGUUUUUAUCUAAAACACAAUGGUAUUUCACCAGUUGCUUGGCUUACAUUUUUUUGUUUAAUUUGUAAUACAUUUUGGGUAGUUUAAGAUCAUAAAGACGCGUAGCAGCCUGUGGAACAACUGUUUUAAAAUGCUUCUUACAGGGGCUCAUUUUGCUUCUAUAACAUCUUUUAAAUAGCAACACAAGCUAUGUGUUUUAAUUUAAACAUAUGUGCGAAAAGUUUCAGUAUAGUUAUUUGGAAGUGAAACUAUUAAUUGACACUUACAGAAUUGACAUCAAGUUUCCACUGUGAAAUCAGAAACAACGUCAUGUGACACAUAUAUUUCAAUCCCCUAUGUUCAUUUUUACCAUGUGUGGUUAAACGCUUAGAAGAAAAGAAAUGUCAGGAGUCUGUGUUUGUGUUGUUUGAAUGAUUGUGUGACAUUCGUCUUGUGAGCUGUUCACACCCCUCUGAAUAUUCGAAUGUUUAUCUUUCAUCUACUUGACUUUUCUACAUGCCGCAUUUACU